AUGGCCCCCACAUGCUGGGAGGUCAUGCCAAAUUUUGAUACCAUAACUGUAAUGAAGGGAUUGAAGAAAAAGGAAAGGAUGCACUUGGUGAAGGUGAUAGUAGGUUUUGCCGACCAGAGUGCACAGACCAAUACAAAUGUUGGGGGCAUAUUGGGACUGGUUACUUCUUGUCGCUGCAGAAAAAUUACAGUAAAAAAGAAAUUUAAGAAUGGAGAUGAAAAUGUCAUUAAGUUCCUGUACUCUGGCAAUGAUUAA
Messenger RNA from Sphenostylis stenocarpa, 255 nucleotides. NCBI's taxonomy places the organism in Eukaryota, Viridiplantae, Streptophyta, Magnoliopsida, Fabales, Fabaceae. The record is from the annotation of a GenBank genome assembly.